GCACACGUGGAUGCACACCUUAAAAGGCAGACAGUAUAUGUGAGGAGAUCAUACUCAAGACGACCAGCCGAAGACAGCGCAUCAAGACACAUUGAUCACCGACAGACCACAGACUCAAACAUGAGAGCUUACUGCAUCAUCAUCGCCUGUCUGGUGCUCCUCACCCUCUGCUCACUCACUCGCAGUGAAUGGAGUCAAGGCCCAGAUAAGUGCUGCUUUACUUUUUCCAAUAUAAGAAUCCCCCUAAAGCAGGUUGAAAGUUACCAUAUAACACAUCUCGAAUGCCACAGGAGGGGUAUCAUUUUCAUCACAAAGGCUCUAAAGGAGAUCUGUGCUGACCCAUCAGACAAAUGGGUUCAGAGACUGAAGAACCUGGUGGAUGCUCGAAACCUGAAGGAUGGAUCAGAUGGCAGCUCAGGGGACAGUGCCUAAUGUGUAAACUGCUCUUCGCUUUGAAAAAUCUUACACUGAAAAGUUUUUAAACCGAUUUAAGCUUUUUUUUAAAAUUUAAGCUAAGUUUUACAAGUACAGUCUGAACCAGUUUGAAUCAUAACAUGACUAUAU
Molecule: messenger RNA, 564 nt
Organism: Xyrauchen texanus (razorback sucker)
Lineage: Eukaryota; Metazoa; Chordata; Actinopteri; Cypriniformes; Catostomidae
Product: C-C motif chemokine 13-like
Biological process (GO): chemokine-mediated signaling pathway; lymphocyte chemotaxis; neutrophil chemotaxis
Cellular component (GO): extracellular region
Molecular function (GO): CCR chemokine receptor binding; chemokine activity
Source: RefSeq, a predicted model, not a curated record